Molecule: messenger RNA, 1473 nt
Organism: Amphimedon queenslandica
Lineage: Eukaryota; Metazoa; Porifera; Demospongiae; Haplosclerida; Niphatidae
Product: protein fuzzy homolog
Exons: 9
Coding region: 44-1396 (450 amino acids)
Biological process (GO): vesicle-mediated transport; non-motile cilium assembly
Source: RefSeq, a predicted model, not a curated record
UAACCAUAAUAACUACCAUACGGGUGUGGCUAGUAGACAAGACAUGUCUGCUUGUUAUUUGGCUGUGAUAAUAUCUUCCACUGGCGUCCCUCUCUUCAUAAGAACCAAAGGAGAUGUACCCCAGCUGUCCUUCCCUGUGGUAGGAUCUCUUAACGGAGUCCAUUGGUUCACUGAGAAUGCAAAGGCUUCCUUGCUUAGCUGUACCAGCAAGAACGUUAGAAUAGUCUGGAAAAACUUUCAUGAUUGUCUAACGCUGAUCCUUGUCUCUACUAAUGACAGCCCAACUGAUACUCACUGCAACUACCUAUCGACACUCAUUUUUAAUGCUAUGGUCCUUUUGAUUGGUCUUCCUGAUUUAUUACGAAUUGAAGAUCCUGAGAAUCUGAAGAGAGAUUUACGAUGCUGUUACCCAUUGAUAGACCUGUUGCUAGGCAACCAGUUCACCAUGUCUCCUCUUACACAAACAGUCGAGGUUUUAGUUGAUCACGAACAUAAAUCAUUAAUGGACGGUCUUGGGUCAUUAAGUGAAGCAAUAGAGAGUAACUACAGCUGCUUAAUAGUGAAUCAUCAGAUAAUACACGCUACUGAAAGCUGGUGGCAAUUGGACGUUAUUGAUUCCAACCUGUUGACGCUCCUCCCUUCGUCUCUACCGCCAACCCAAUGUACCGAUGUACCAGUGUACCUACCAGUGGCUAGCAAUACGUCACCACACAGGUUAUUAGUAUUCCGUUUGUAUGAUUCCGUCUCUCUCUUGGUCUUAUGUGACACGGAACCAUCUCUCGACGUCGCUCAAAAGAUUGUGGUACAGAUUUGGCUUCCAUUACGUGACAAGAUCAUUAGUCUUCCCUUGCUGGUACCCAGGGCCUUCCCCCUCAGUGUUACCAUGGACUCCAGCGUCAUUGGAUUCUGUUUCGUUAACUUAUUAACUCGUCGGUCCUUAUUGUCGGUACUCUCGUACGAGACACAAGAGAGAAACCCUGCACUGCUCAGCAAAGGAUAUCAAGGAGCAUUAGAUGAUAAUAAAAAAAGAGACUAUUUGAUUCAAUUUUAUAAAACGGUUGCCGACAAUCUUCUACCAAUACAUGCACCUGCAACAGCUUCUGAUAAGAACACCACACCCACUCAUGCCCCGCCUACUAACGAGGACAAUGAUGAACUGGGCGGAGUUAAAAAUAAUAAUAACAAUGACAGCUACAAUCUGGUACCAUUGACAAAGGAUAGGAUCCCCCACAAGAUUAUAGAAACUUACAGCUGCACAAAAGGAUUCAAAGGUUAUGCAAUUAAUAACUUUCAGUACAAUAUAUUUUUAUUGUUUGACGUGAACACACCCACUUAUGCCUUGAGGGAAAUCAGUCAUGACACACUUCAAUCACUAGUGGCAAAGGGAGUCCUUUAAUUCUUGUGACAUUUGAACAAUCUUUUUUGACCAGAAUUUCAAUUUUUAUAUUCAUUUUUAUAUUCAUUUUUAAUAUU